AUGAGUCAGAUAGCCCAACAACUAGCGGGUUCUCAACAACAGGGCGUUUUACCAAGUUCUACGGUUACUAAUCCAAGAGAAAAUAAUCAUGUGAAUCCGGUGACCACAAGGAAUGGUAAGUCGAAAGAAGUACCUGAGAAGAGUUCUGAAGAAGAAGACUUAUUGCUUGAAGUUGAUCUAGAGAUAAAAGAAAAUGAGGUUGCAAAUGAAGAGGUUAUUAGUGAUGAAAGAGUGGUCAAAGAUAAAGUUAUUGAUCCAAAACCGGCCAUCAAACUGCCUAUCCCAACAAGAAAUAAGAAGAAAGGGCAGCAUGAGAAAAACUUUGAGAAGUUCUUGGAGAUGUUUAAAAAGCUUGAGCUAAACAUUCCGUUCUUGGAGGCGCUUGAGCAAAUGCCUACCUACGCAAAGUUCAUGAAAGACAUCAUCUCGAAGAAGCGAACCAUAGAGACUAACCCUAUUAUUCUAACGGAAACUUAUAGUGCCAUUUUGCAGGGUAUGAAGGUUCCGGUGAAAAAGAAGGAUCGAGGUUCUGUGACUAUCCCGUGUACCAUUGGAGAUAGAUCCUUCAAGAAAGCUCUAAUUGAUUUGGGAGCGAGUAGACCUUAUGGGAUAGUAGAAGAUGUGCUAGUAAAGAUCGACAAGUUUGUGUUUCCGGUAGAUUUUGUCAUGUUGGAAAUGCCGGAAGAUGAAGAGAUACCAAUCAUUUUGGGGAGACCAUUUUUAGAGACUGAGAGAUGUUUGAUCGACAUAGAAGAAGGCACGAUGACUUUGAAAGUGUAUGAUGAAGAGUUAAAAAUUGAUGUGCGAAACACCAUGAAGUACAAGGAUGAGGUUGCCACUAGUUAA
Messenger RNA from Lathyrus oleraceus (garden pea), 846 nucleotides. RefSeq lists its product as uncharacterized. Bases 1 to 846 code for a protein of 281 amino acids. Lineage: Eukaryota; Viridiplantae; Streptophyta; Magnoliopsida; Fabales; Fabaceae. The transcript has 2 exons. The record is from RefSeq and is a predicted model, not a curated record.